Molecule: messenger RNA, 1402 nt
Organism: Cajanus cajan (pigeon pea)
Lineage: Eukaryota; Viridiplantae; Streptophyta; Magnoliopsida; Fabales; Fabaceae
Product: 1-aminocyclopropane-1-carboxylate oxidase homolog 12
Source: RefSeq, a predicted model, not a curated record
CUGCAUCCUGCAUCAUUGAUUGCUUACCAACACAUGCGUUUUUAAGUCUUUGGUGUUGCAUAAAUAAUUCUUACUAGGCUCUUCCUAUCACUCUUCAAGUUCUAAGGAAAAUGGGAACAACUGACCCUGAAUUUGAUUUUGUUUUAAGCCAACGCAAAGCAUUUGAUGAAACCCAAGCUGGAGUGAAGGGGCUUGUUGAUGCGGGUGUUAAGAGUGUCCCUACCUUAUUCCUCCACCAACCUCAGAAAUUUGAGAAAGCCUCAAAUUUAGGCAACAUAAGGCAUGUUAUUCCAGUCAUAGACCUUGCAAAUAUUGGCAAAGAUCCAAGUAAACGCCAAGGACUUGUUGACAUAGUCAAAGAAGCAUCUGAAACAUGGGGUUUCUUUCAGGUGAUGAAUCAUGACAUCCCUGUGAGUGUUCUUGAGGAGAUAAAAAAUGGGGUGAAAAGGUUUCAUGAGCUGGAUACUGAAGCCAAAAAAGAAUUCUAUUCACGAGAUAGAUCAAGAUCCUUUCUGUAUAAUAGCAAUUUUGAUCUAUACGGCUCACAGCCAGCACUUAAUUGGAGAGAUAGUUUUAGGUGUCGAUUGUAUCCUGAUACCAAACCAGAAGAAAUUCCUUUAGUGUGCAGAGAUAUACUGCUGGAUUAUAGGGCACACAUAAUGAAACUUGGGAUUUUGCUGCUUGAGUUGUUUUCAGAAGCUCUUGGUCUGAAUCCAAACUAUCUGAAAGAUAUGGGAUGUGCUGAGGGGCUUUUUUCUCUUUGCCACUAUUAUCCUUCAUGUCCUGAACCAGAUUUGACUAUCGGAACCAAUAACCAUUCUGACAAUGAUUUUUUCACAGUGCUUCUCCAGGACCACAUUGGUGGCCUUCAAGUGAAAUAUCAUGACAACUGGAUUGACAUAACCCCUGUACCGGGUGCCUUGGUAGUUAAUAUUGGGGAUCUUUUACAGUUUAUUACAAACGACAGAUUCAAGAGUGCUGAACACAGAGUGCUCGCAAAUCAUGUUGGUCCAAGAAUAUCUAUUGCAUGCUUUUUCAGCCCAAGUGCGAAGGCAUCCUUAAGGAUUUAUGGACCUAUAAAGGAACUAUUAUCAGAAGACAAUCCUCCAAAGUACAGGGAAACUACAUUUGCUGACUAUGAAGCCAACUAUAUAGCAAAAGGACUGGAUGGUACUAGUGCUCUUACACGUUACAGGAUUUGAACUAGGAAAUAUGUAGAAAAAACUGAAGAUUAGUAAAAGGUUGAAGAGGAUGAAACGGAUAGAUAUGAACCUCUAAGAAGUCAGAGAGCGAAUUUUCUGAUUCUGUGUAUUUUAUUAUUAUUACUGAAAUGGAAGUGAUACAAGUUGUGUGCCUUUGUAUAGUAAGCGUAUACAUAAAGAAAGGAGUUAGUUACUGGUCA